CAAUGAUAAACCGGCACUGCAAUAAAAGAGGAGAAAGGAUGACAGCAAGAGAAAACUCUUUUGAAACCCAAAUACCCUUCUUUUUAAUCAUUUAUAAGCAUCGUUUUCAUAUAAAUACAUAAUCCUUGAGAUUUAUUUUCUUUUCUAAAUCCAUCUUUCUAAGGAAUAUAUAUCUGAGAAGAUUUGGGAAAAUCAAAUGGGAGUGAAGGCUGAGCACUGAUGUCACUGUUCUGGAUUGUGAUUCGUCGACUAGCUGAAAUCGAAGAAAGAAUGGCGACCUCUAAGAAAGUAAUUACAAGGGAAGAGUGGGAAAAGAGAUUGAAUGAUAUUAAGAUCAGGAAAGAAGACAUGAAUAAGUUGGUGAUGAAUUUCCUUGUCACUGAAGGUUAUGUUGAAGCUGCCGAAAAAUUCCGGAUGGAAUCCGGAACUGAGCCAGAUAUUGAUCUUGCAACGAUCUCGGAUCGCAUGGCUGUUAAGAAGGCUGUACAAUGUGGAAACGUUGAGGAUGCCAUCGAGAAAGUUAAUGAUUUGAACCCUGAGAUAUUGGAUACAAACCCGCAACUCUUUUUCCAUCUCCAACAGCAGAGAUUGAUAGAAUUGAUUCGGGAUGGAAAAAUAGAAGAAGCCUUGGAGUUUGCUCAGGAGGAGCUUGCACCUAGGGGAGAAGAAAAUCAAAGCUUUCUAGAAGAGCUGGAGAGGACUGUUUCACUCCUGGCUUUUGAAGAUGUUUCAAACUGUCCAGUUGGAGAGCUUUUGGACAUAUCACAGCGCCUUAAGGCGGCAAGCGAGGUGAACGCAGCCAUACUUACUAGCCAGAGUCACGAAAAAGACCCGAAGCUUCCAAGCUUGCUAAAGAUGCUGAUCUGGGCUCAGAAUCAACUGGAUGAGAAAGCCGCUUAUCCUCGCAUAAAUAAUUUUUCGAACGCCACUUUCGAAGACCCCUUGGAUUGAAAAGUUUGAAAGAUUAUGGGGGAAAAAGUCAAGUUGCUUGGGAUUGAUCAGAGAUAGAGCUUGAAUUGAAUCAAAUGAUAUAUAUGCUUGUAACCUCAAUACUCUAGCUAGGAAUUUGUUGAUUGUCAUUUGUUAUGAUGUAUUGAUGCUUAUUUCCAUUGUAGAAUAAUUUAAGUCACCUUUUGCCGUUGUACUA
Molecule: messenger RNA, 1147 nt
Organism: Hibiscus syriacus
Lineage: Eukaryota; Viridiplantae; Streptophyta; Magnoliopsida; Malvales; Malvaceae
Product: protein GID8 homolog
Exons: 7
Coding region: 220-951 (243 amino acids)
Biological process (GO): proteasome-mediated ubiquitin-dependent protein catabolic process
Cellular component (GO): nucleus; cytoplasm
Molecular function (GO): protein binding
Source: RefSeq, a predicted model, not a curated record